AUGGCUCGGACUGUACGCAACAAGCCAACUCUGGCGACAACUUAUCGAACGGCUACAGGGCCUCGAAAUGUUCCACUAACUGACCCGCAAGGUCACCGUCUGCAAUCGCCGAUCGAGAUUGGGGGCGUCAGUGUCUACUCCAGAGAUGCCAAUUCUGUCGUCUUUAUACCUAGUUGCAGAUUUUGGACUGAUGGUGAAGAAGAUGAUGAACCCGAUGCCUCCUGGCGUGAGGAAUCACAAGCUUUUAAUUGCUUCAAAACGUCAUAUGCGUAUAACAUGAUUGGCGAAGAGCACCCGCGAAUCGUUCCUGUUGUUAGAAUAUUGGGACAAGAUGCCUGGACAGGUCUUCCUAUUCUUCCAAAGCCCUCGGGCGGCUCUCUUGAGAAUUUCCUCGAGAGACACGGGGAUCAACUCUACGCCGCUCGGUCAGAUGUUUCAUCUCCCCCUACUCGUAUUAAGCCGGAGUUCCUCCCACUAGCCUACCAGUGGAGCCUGCAACUACUAUCAGCACUAUCCUUUCUUCACUCUCACAACAUAGCUUAUGGGGAGCUCCUUGACGCCAAUUGUUGGUUAUCCGAACCAUCUCUUUCCGUAGCUCUAGCAGGGUUCCUGGGCUCAGACUUUUCGGACUCAGCGUCAGGCCGAAACCUACCUGGCAUUUUCUUCAGUGGUUAUGAAUUCUCCCCGGCUUCCUUGCCUUUUGAGCGGGCAAUCAGUGUGCCUACUGCUCAGACCGACAUGUUUAUGUUCGGCAGGUUGGUAUAUGAGAUCAUGACCUCCUACAUCCCGGGUUACGGGAUAGGUAGAGACUGGGGCGAGACGCAACGUCUCAUGAGAGAGCAAGACUGGCUGCCCGAUCUUGAGGACGAGUUCAUGGGGGAGAUACUUCACAAAUGUUGGAAGUUUGAGUAUGAAGAGAUUGAAGAACUGCAGAGCGAGGUCCAAUCUUUUGUUGAAUCGCGCGGAUGGACUAUAAGGGGUGAUGAGCUCGAGGGUUUAGAUAUUGACAGUAUUCGUCAGCAACUGGAGGUCAGAGAGUGA
Molecule: messenger RNA, 1041 nt
Organism: Fusarium musae
Lineage: Eukaryota; Fungi; Ascomycota; Sordariomycetes; Hypocreales; Nectriaceae
Exons: 2
Coding region: 1-1041 (346 amino acids)
Biological process (GO): protein phosphorylation
Molecular function (GO): ATP binding; protein kinase activity
Source: RefSeq, a predicted model, not a curated record